AUGCGCCAGAAUCUCAUAUACGUCCUCCUAUCGGUAUCCGCAGCCCUCAGCGCGGCAGUGUCGAAUCGCGGUGCUAUGGAACUUUCGGCCCGCGAAGCCUACCCAUUCACGGUACAAGACCUCCAUAUCGCAGACUGGGAAGUAAAGUCAGACGCAAAAGUCGAAGAUCUCGGCAUCAACCUCGACACCUAUACCACAACGCGGCUCGAUGACCUAAAAGGAAAGCUGAAGGGCAAGAAAGAAGCUUCCCUGGUCCUCCUGCCGACCGAAAAUAAGCGAAAGAUGAAGGUGAUGGAGCAGGGUCAUCCAGACGCAGACCACCCUAAUGUCUUCUUUCAAGUAUCCGCGGCAAAGUCAGACGUCGGCGAGCAGCCCUACAACGAGGCGGGAGCGGAGGGUGCCGCCAAUCGCAUCCGCAACUCGGUCACGGCGUUCCUGGAUGGCAGCUUCCUGCCUGCGAAUGAGAACGGCUUUGGGAAUCAGACGACACUAGAAUGGUGCCUUGAAAACGAGAUUGGGAAAAUCUACUUCUUCAGUAUCGAGAACUACAUUCAGGGCACGCGGAAGCAGAAAGACAAAGACUACGGUAGCGAUCACAAGAAAAAUGAGCAGAUUGAAGCAAAUGUCAACGAUGUCAUGGAAGCGGAGAACCACGACGGCUGGACCCUAGAGGAUGCCGUGGACUACGGUUGCGCAGCAGCCUUUGACGUGUUCAAGAACAAGGCCUUCAGAAUCAAGGGCGACGGCGUCAGGGUGCCAAGUCCAGAGGGCUACGAUCUAGUCAAGGUAGCCAUGGCUCGUGGUCACGACGAUCGGGACUGGCGACACGGAAGAUUGACCGUAGGGUCCGUUAUCGCCGCGGUUGUUGACCCCAAAUCCAAAGGGGCCGACCCUGAACACACACUUGACGCCGACUGGCAUUACUACGUGUCGGGAGGCAAGGCGUCUAGAUACGACAUCUUGGAGAAGGCGGUUGCCCAACUGAGGGAGGCACUGUUUGGCUUGAACCGGGAUGGUGAUGUAUCAUAG
Molecule: messenger RNA, 1029 nt
Organism: Anthostomella pinea
Lineage: Eukaryota; Fungi; Ascomycota; Sordariomycetes; Xylariales; Xylariaceae
Source: the annotation of a GenBank genome assembly